Hermetia illucens (black soldier fly) is the source of this 616-nucleotide messenger RNA. RefSeq names its product endocuticle structural glycoprotein SgAbd-8-like. Lineage: Eukaryota; Metazoa; Arthropoda; Insecta; Diptera; Stratiomyidae. The coding region runs from base 150 to 548 and encodes 132 amino acids. Gene Ontology annotation, molecular function: structural constituent of chitin-based larval cuticle. The record is from RefSeq and is a predicted model, not a curated record. Gene Ontology annotation, cellular component: chitin-based extracellular matrix. The transcript is spliced from 2 exons.
ACCUUUAAUUCGAUAUCAUACGUCAACAUGAAAAAUGCAUCUUUCCGAGAGUCGUAAUUAAACUAUUCAGAAAUUUCGCAUAUAAAAGCUUGGGGCACACCCAUUAAUAGUAUCAGUUUAGUUUUUGAGAAUAUAGGAGCAUAUCCAACAUGUUCAAGUUUGUUGUGUUCGCUUUCGUUGCCAGUUUAGCCGCUGCCCAACACGGACAAUACGCCUCUCCUGAUGCUACUGCUGAAAUUCGUAGCUUUUCCAAUGAUGUCAGUCCCGAUGGUUCAUAUCGUUGGUCUUUUGACACCAGCAACGGAAUCGCUGCUCAAGAACAAGGUGUAGGUGGCGUUCAAGCUGCUGGCGCUGCUUCUCAUACUUCCCCAGAAGGAAUCCCAAUCCAACUCUCCUAUACCGCCGAUGAAAACGGUUUCCACCCAGAAGGUGCUCAUUUGCCACAACCACCACCAAUCCCAGCUGCUAUCAUCCGAUCCUUGGAAUGGAACGCCGCCCACCCAGAAGAAGAGCGUCCAGCUAACGAAUACGUUGUAAAACGCUUCUAAGUGAAUUGAAGUGAAAAGAUUGCAGUGGAGUUAAUUUAUGAUGAUAAUUACAUGAUUUUAUUUAAUUU